Messenger RNA from Rotaria sordida, 627 nucleotides. Lineage: Eukaryota; Metazoa; Rotifera; Eurotatoria; Philodinida; Philodinidae. The record is from the annotation of a GenBank genome assembly.
AUGCAGAUUAAAUUAGUAAUUGAACAUAUUGAAGAUGACGAAGAAAUUCUUCAAGAUUUAAAUAUUGAUUCUAAAGAUUCAUCUUUAAUUUAUCUUCAAUCAUCCUCAUCGAUAUCAUCAUGGAUUGUUAAUUAUUAUUUUACAAAAAUUUAUUCAAAUGAAAUAAAACUAAUAAAUAAUAAAUAUUUACAACCAAAUAAUAUAAUUGGUUUUUAUGAUAUGUUUAUUAUUUAUCAACUAAUUCAAUCUUCAUCAUUAUUUGAAUUUUUUCAAUUAUGUAAAAAUAAAUUAAAACAAAUUAAAAAUGAUUUAAUACUUGAAAAUUAUAACAAUUAUUUAAAUCGAUGUGGUUUAAUUGAUAUCAUUGAUCUUUUUCAUCAAUUAAAAUUAGAAUCAUUUAUUAAUACAAUUAUUUUAUCGAUUAAUAAUAUUAAAAAUGAUAUUGAUCAAUUAUUUUUCGAAUAUUUAUUAGAAUUAUCAUCAUUAUCAUGUUGUAUUUAUGACGUUAAAACAAAAUUGAUAACAUAUGAAACAAAAGAAAAUUUAUUUAAAUUAAUUGAUAAUAGAAAAAUAUCGAUUGAACAAACAAAUAGAAAAGUGAGUAUUAAUAAAAAAUGUUCCUAUUAA